AUGUGUGCGGCCCCCAACAGGCAGCUGAGUGCCAACAGGCUGGAGGGAUCCAUACCGAGUAACAUCGGCACCAUCUCCACUCUCUCUGCGCUUGACUUCACCAACAACAAGCUGACAGGCGAGAUCCCACGCUCCCUGGGAGAUCUCGUGCUGCUCCAAUCAUUAAACCUGGAAUACAACAAGCUCUCAGGCACUGUUCCGCCGGGCAUUGGCAAGCUGUCCAAUCUUGGCUAUCUGAGCCUCGCACACAACAAUCUCUCGGGUCCCAUCCCCCUCGACGUGCCAACGCUUCCCAGCCUCACAUGGCUCUCGUUGAAUAACAACAAAUUCAACAGCUCCAUUCCACCAAGCAUCGGCACCCUCUCCAACCUCACCAGCCUGGCGCUAGACAACAAUCGCUUGAUUGGGCCCAUCCCCACAACAAUCUCGGGACUGCAGCAGCUCAAGUCCCUCAACUUGAGCAACAACGCCCUCAGUGGAUCCAUCCCAGACACCAUCUCUGCUCUCACCAGUCUUGAGGCACUGUGGCUGCAUGGCAACCAGCUUUCUGGCAAUAUUUCCGAUGGCAUUGGUAGCCUUACCAACUUGAUUCACCUGUCGCUGAGUUACAACUACUUCUCGGGCUCCCUGCCAUCAGGCAUCGGCGCCCUCACCAAUCUCACUCACCUGAGUGUGCAGCGCAACCGUCUCAACGGGACAAUCCCUGCCAGCAUUAGUGGCCUCGCAGCCUCCUUGAACCACCUCAACAUGAGUUACAACCCUCUCCGCGUGGAAGUGCCAGCACAGCUGGGGUCGCUCGCACAGCUCAUCCACCUGGACCUCUCAUUGUGUGUGCUGAACGGGACCAUACCCGACACCUUCACAGGGCUCACCAGUCUCGCCGCCCUUCGGCUCAGCAGCAAUGACAUUGGCGGAUUCGUUCCCCCUUCCCUCGCGCAACUGCGUCUGCUCAACGUCCUGGCCCUUGGUGGCAACAAGCUGCAGGGCAACCUGCCUGCGGAGCUCAGUGCUCUCCCUGACCUCCGUGUGCUUGACCUGGCCGGAAACAAUAUCAAAGGAAUCAUCCCCGACUCCUACUCCGCCCUCUCCUCUCUCGAGUACCUGGACCUGAGCUUCAGUGGCAUCACUGGUGGCAUUCCGGACUUCAUCGGACAGUUCUCCUCCUUGACUGUUCUGCGUCUUUCAUCAACGCCCAUAGGUGGCAGCAUCCCCAGGAGCAUCCGAGUCCUCACUAAUCUGCAGGAGCUGAGUUUGUUUGACUGCAACUUGACGGGAUAUAUUCCCCAAGUCAUUGGAUUGCUCUCUCAGCUCACAUUACUGGAACUCAAUGACAACAGACUCGAAGGCACCAUCCCUGGCUCGCUCGGAGAUAUGGUUGCGCUGCGUACAUUGUUGUUAAGGAACAACAGCAUCAUGGGACCCAUUCCAUCAUCCCUCGGAAAACUUCAAGGCCUUGUCUCCUUGGCACUGGGACAGAACAAGCUCACUGACACCAUUCCUGCAGAGCUUGGCAACCUCACCAGCCUUCGCAUGCUGGGCCUUGGGAUGAAUCAGCUGUCCGGGUCGAUACCAGCAUCCUUCAGCAGGCUGCAAUCUCUCGGAGCACUUUAUCUGGGGAGCAACAUGCUGGACGGCACCAUUCCUUCCACACUGGGCGCACUUAACCAGCUGCUGGGCCUGGACCUGUCAAACAAUACAUUUCAGGGGUCCAUCCCCGCGUCCUUCAGUGCCCUCUCCAACCUGCGAUUCCUUGACCUGGCCCAGAACAUUUUCAACGGCUCCCUGCCAGCCUUCCUUGGGAACUUGACGAACCUUGAUACCUUAAACUUCGCCGAAAACGAUUUUAACGGCAGCGUGCCGCGUCAGAUCGGGCAGUUGCACCAGCUGGAACUCCUUGACCUGAGCAACAACGCUCGACUUGACGGUAUCAUCCCUCCCAUCCUGGGGAAUCUCACCAAUCUCAACGAGUUUAACGUGGCCGGCACAUCACUCUUCUGCCCCAACACCUCGCUCUCCUGCAUCGCUAAGCCCAACCCGAAUACAGCCUUCUGUGAUUUCUGUCUGCAGUUCUGCACGCUCUGUCAGGGCGGCCCGAUAGCACCGCCAUCAACACCAUCGUCACCAGUAGUGCCACCGCUGCUACCGCCCCCCUCAUCAUCUGGACCACCAAUGCCGUUCCCCCCUAAUGGGGGAAACGUCCGAGUGCCGCCCCGGCCCGUCAACGUCACCACCGCGCCACCCAGCAGCCAGGGCCUGUCAGGGGGCGCCAUAGCUGCCAUUGUGAUCGGGCUGCUCAUUGUGCUCAUCACUGCUGCUGGCCUCGCAUACAUCGUCAUCACCCACAAGCCCGACUCGCCUGACCAUGAGGGUAUGGUGUAG
Messenger RNA from Closterium sp. Yama58-4, 2379 nucleotides. Lineage: Eukaryota; Viridiplantae; Streptophyta; Zygnematophyceae; Desmidiales; Closteriaceae. The record is from the annotation of a GenBank genome assembly.